Molecule: messenger RNA, 2174 nt
Organism: Pyrus x bretschneideri (Chinese white pear)
Lineage: Eukaryota; Viridiplantae; Streptophyta; Magnoliopsida; Rosales; Rosaceae
Product: serine carboxypeptidase-like 1
Exons: 14
Coding region: 635-2023 (462 amino acids)
Biological process (GO): secondary metabolic process; proteolysis
Molecular function (GO): acyltransferase activity, transferring groups other than amino-acyl groups; serine-type carboxypeptidase activity
Source: RefSeq, a predicted model, not a curated record
UCUGCAGACUAGUCAUUCAACAAUAAAACAGGUGCGACCGGCCGGAAAACUCCGAUGACCUGUCAGAUAGAGCAACAUUAGUCGGUGAGUUUCAAGAACUGAGUAACAUUUGGUCCAGGAAGAGGAGAAGAAGAAGCAAUUGUUGACACAUGGUGUAUUAUCCUGUAUUUUGAUCACAUUGAAAAAUCUCUUCUUUAUAACCUAACAGAACAAAUUGAACGUUUUGGUAGACUCAUGUCACCCGCCAUUCCCUAAGUUAGUACUGGCUUUUAAAAUAACCGAAAGCGCUUUUGGUGAAAAUGUUUUUAGAACUAAUCCUUAGUAAAAAUGCAAUUAAAUUCUAGAAAAGCACUUAAGUGCUUCCUAGAAGAAGCACAUAGCUGGUGCUUCUUGUAUAAAACACUUUAAGUGCUUUUGGAACCUAAAAAUUUUUUCUUUAAAAAUGCUUUCAAGUAUUUUAAAAAUACAUCCAAACUAGCUCUGAAUUAGAAAGAGGCUCUCUCUCUCUCUCAUGAUCACGAAGGUUCCACCUAAUCUUGUAUGUAAGUCCAUCUAAAUGUGUUAAACACUACAGAGAAAGUAGAUUGCAUCGUGUAUAUAUGAUUAAACUAGCGGCAAGUAAAGCGUCGUCACCAUGUUGCCACAAGCACUUCUUCUGGUGGUUCUUUUGAACACCAAUGUUGCUUCAACGUCAAAUAUCAUCACCGCCCUACCCGGCUUUCCCGGUAACCUCCCCUUCAAACUUGAAACUGGGUACGUGGGAGUAGGCGACAUGGAUGAUGUGCAGCUAUUUUAUUACUUCAUUGAGUCUGAAGGGAGUCCAGAAUAUGACCCUCUUGUGCUUUGGCUCACCGGAGGUCCUGGUUGUUCUGCGUUUUCUGCACUCGUAUAUGAAAUAGAUUCCAUUGGCAACAAGCCAAAGUUAAAGUUGAAUCCAUACUCAUGGACAAAGGUUGCCAACAUAAUAUUUGUAGAUGCGCCUGUCGGCACCGGAUUUUCAUACGCAAAAACUUGGAGAGGAUACGCUAAUAUGAGUGACACUUUAUCAGCAGCACAAACAUAUGAAUUUCUAAGAAAGUGGCUUAUGGACCACCCUAAGUUCUUCAACAAUCCACUCUAUAUUGGUGGCGAUUCUUACUCAGGGAUAGUUAUUCCUCUUAUCGUUCAAGAAAUAUCCGAUGGUAAUCAUGAUGACAAUAUGCCGCCAAUGAAUAUCAAAGGAUAUGUGCUUGGCAAUCCACUGACAGAUCCGAAAAAAGAUGAAAAUUCCAGAAUUUUAUUUGCUUACCUAAAAGCACUUAUAUCAGAUGAACUGUACCAGUCACUUCAAACAAAUUGCAACGGAGAUUAUAUCAAUGUGGAUCCGUACAACGCAUUAUGUGUGGUUGAUCUUGAAAUUUACAACGAGUGCACGGAAGACAUAUACCUUGGACAGAUACUGGAACCUACGUGUACUACAGUAACUUUGCUAAAAUCAAGAGGAUCAAUAUGGAAUCCGAACCAUCUCAGUGAUAAGGACUCUCUAAAUAUCCUCUUAACUUCUUCUAAACUUCUGAGGCCAUGGUGUCGGGACUACAAUUAUAUCUUCUCUGAAAUUUGGGCAAAUGACAGAACUGUUCAAGAUGCUCUUCAUGUUCAGGAGGGAAGCAUUGAAGAAUGGGUGAGAUGCAAUAAAAGCUUAGAAGAUUCAAAUAUAAAUGAUGUUUCCUCUAGUCUUGUAUAUCAUGAGAACCUUAUAAAACGAGGCUAUAGAGUUCUUGUUUACAGUGGUGAUCAUGAUAUGGUAGUUCCAUAUGUGGGUACUCUUGCUUGGAUAGAGUCGCUUAACUUGACUGUUGACAGUCGUUGGAGGCCAUGGUUCGUCAGUGGGCAGAUUGCAGGAUACAGUGUGCAGUACUCACACAUAACUAAUUACAAGUUGACAUUUACGACUAUAAAGGGAGCCGGUCACACAGCUCCAGAGUACAAACCUGAAGAGUGUCUUGCUAUGAUUAGUAGGUGGUUUGCAUAUUACCCUUUGUAGUCAGUAAUUCUGAUGAAGUACCCGUCGAUUUAUAGAUCCUCAUUUAUUUGGAGUAGAUUUAUAACAAUGUGUGGAAUAAACAAUAUGUUGUAAGCUUAGUCAUGAAGUGUUUAAUUUGCUUUUGCACAUUACCAAAGACAUCUUUGCUUCA